AUGCCACCCAGGUGCUCGUGCUCGGCGAUCCCAUCGUCAAUAACUUCCACCUCAUCAUUAUGGCAGGCUAGCAUCAAGGCUGCCGGCAGGGCCCCAGCCCAACAAACCCAGAUCAAUGCCUCCUUCUCGACCACCGCGAGUCGCGAAUACAACUCCAAGGCCCGGAGACAGUUUUGGCACUGGCUGUCACGGCAAGGCGUGCAGUUCAAAAAGCCCAGCCCUGAUGGUCGCACCAACUACCUGAAUGGCAAAAACACACCGUUUCCUCUGAACCCAAACUUUGCCAGCAGGCCAGUCUUGACCGAUGGAGCUCGCGACUUAAUAUGGUCAAAAGUUAUCGAAAAAGGCGAGACCGUCAAGGCUGUCUCUGCAGAGCUCGGCAUUGACAUCAACAGAGUUGCUGCAGUGGUGAGGUUAAAAGAGGUUGAAAAAGACUGGUUAGCCAAGGGCAAGGAGAUGGCGAUCCCUUACGCCAGAGCUAUUGCAAAUAUGCUCCCUCUCAAGUCCUACAAGGUAGACGAGCGGAAUACGCCCUUGGAGCCCAUCAACGAGCUUCACGUUCACCCCCACACAAUGAAGCAGCUGUACUGGCCUACUUCGGAGUCGAGGCAGUUCACGCGUGAGGAUGCCGCCAAGGCUUUCCACCGCAACAUGCUCUCUGCUGAUGCGCGUAUCCCUCACCCCGAGUUGGUCCAGAUGGAGCGUGACCUGCUCCAGAAAAUGAGCCCAGCAGAGGCUCGGGCCAAAUUCAUCGAGUCCACUCGGGACGCGGAGCGCAAGGCCGCCGAAGCGCGUGCCAAAAAGGCCCAGCAAGAGGAACAAACUCUGCAGCGUGUCAACACCAAGCGCUUCGAGUUCCGCUUCAAGAAGAUCAACGCCGAAGACGUUGGCAACGACGGUCGCAAGAUCACUGCCAUUGGUGCUAGAUAUGGCAGACCCUCAUACGACCGGGUCAAGGGUGCUGUUAAGAUCCCUACUAGCGUGCCUUGA
Messenger RNA from Pestalotiopsis fici W106-1, 990 nucleotides. RefSeq lists its product as uncharacterized. The record is from RefSeq and is a predicted model, not a curated record. Gene Ontology annotation, cellular component: mitochondrial small ribosomal subunit. Gene Ontology annotation, biological process: mitochondrial translation. The transcript has 2 exons. Bases 1 to 990 code for a protein of 329 amino acids. Gene Ontology annotation, molecular function: structural constituent of ribosome. Lineage: Eukaryota; Fungi; Ascomycota; Sordariomycetes; Amphisphaeriales; Sporocadaceae.